GAGUUGAGGAGUGCAACAGAGAAGAAUCACAUUCGCAUUCUCAAUCACAUCCAUUCAUUCACUCAUCCAUAUCCCUUCUUUCCACUAACUUCUCUCUCUAGUUGAUACAAAUAAAAAACAAAGUUUCAUACUUUACGACACCCUUUUCUGCAACUGAUGAUGGAAGGAAGCUGAAACAGUGAAAAACAGCAACAACGACCACCCUGUCUUUGUUUUUUGUUUUUUGUUUGUUGAGUUGAAACUUUAGAGAAAGUGAAUAGUGAUAUGGAGGCAAAGGGUGUGCGGUUCUUAGCGUAUCAAUCAAUAUUUUCGAGCGUUGGAUCUGGGGACUUCGAUGGGGUGAAGAAACUGGUGGAGGAAGUGAAGAAGGAAGAAGGGUCAUCGCUCUCUGAUGUGAUGUCUCUUCAGAACGAUGCUGGAGAGACUGCGCUAUACAUCGCUGCAGAGAAUAAUCUGCAAGAGAUGUUCAGCUUCUUGCUCAGCAUCUGUCACUUUGAGGUCGUCAAGAUUCGCUCCAAGGCUGAUAUGAACGCCUUUCAUGUUGCUGCCAAGCGUGGCAAUCUAGAUAUUGUGAGGGAGCUUUUGAAUAUUUGGCCUGAGGUCUGCAAGUUAUGUGACUCCUCAAACACCAGUCCUCUAUAUUCUGCUGCAGUUCAAGAUCACUUGGAUGUGGUGGAUGCUAUCUUGGAUGUCGAUGUCAGUUCCAUGUUCAUAGUUAGGAAAAACGGCAAAACUUCACUGCACAAUGCUGCUAGGUAUGGUGUCCAUCGUAUUGUAAAAACACUUAUUGCUCGGGAUCCAGGAAUAGUAUGCAUCAAAGAUAAAAAAGGUCAAACUGCACUGCAUAUGGCGGUUAAAGGACAGUGUACUUCAGUUGUGGAGGAGAUAUUACUAGCUGAUCCUUCUAUUUUGAAUGAGCGAGAUAAGAAGGGUAAUACAGCUCUUCACAUGGCUACAAGGAAAUGCCGUUCACAGAUAGUGGGCCUUUUGCUAAGCUAUUCUGCUGUGGAUGUUAAUGCCAUCAACAAGCAGCAGGAAACAGCCUUGGAUUUGGCAGAUAAACUGCCAUAUGGAGAUUCAGCUUUGGAAAUAAAGGAAGCCCUUGCAGAAUAUGGUGCUAAGCAUGCCAGGUAUGUUGGCAAAGAAGAUGACGCAAUGGAACUUAAAAGAACUGUUAGUGAUAUAAAGCAUGAGGUGCAGUCACAACUUAUACAAAAUGAAACGACACGACGACGGGUUUCUGGUAUUGCCAAGGAGUUGAAGAAACUUCAUAGAGAAGCAGUUCAAAACACCAUUAAUUCUGUCACAUUGGUUGCUGUACUUUUUGCCUCAAUAGCAUUCUUAGCCAUCUUCAAUUUGCCGGGUCAAUAUAUAACGGACGAAGGAAAAGAGAUUGGGAAAGCUAAAAUAGCCGAUCAUGUUAGUUUCCAAGUCUUCUGCCUUCUGAAUUCUACAUCUCUUUUCAUUUCUCUUGCCGUUGUUGUAGUUCAAAUUACUUUGGUAGCCUGGGACACAAGGGCUCAAAAGCAGAUUGUGUCGGUGGUUAACAAGUUGAUGUGGGCUGCAUGUGCUUGCACUUGUGGUGCUUUUCUAGCAAUAGCUUUUGAGGUUGUUGGAAAGAAAACAUGGAUGGCUAUCACCAUCACCCUUUUGGGGGUACCUGUUCUAGUUGGCACUCUAGCAAGCAUGUGCUACUUUGUUUUUCGACAACAUUUCGGCAUUUUCCGCAGUGAUUCCCAGAGACGCAUCAAGAGAGCAAGUGGAAGCAAAUCUUUCUCAUGGUCUUACUCUGCAAAUAUAUCAGAUUUGGAUGAAUACAAUUCUGACAUUGAGAAGAUCUAUGCCCUGUGAGUCAAGAAUCAAGAGAAAUGUUUCAACCUUUUAACUGAAACUGUUAUACUACUGCCAAGUGAUAAUGUUAGCUCACCGGGAUUUCAUCAUUCAUCUUGAGUUUGCAGUUUUUGGUUUCAGGCUGUAUGUGAUUAUAAUUAAUAAUCAAAACUUGUAGAUUUAUGUAUAUGUAAUAAAAAUAAUAUGAAAGGGAAGUCCACUACUUAAGUUUGAUAUUGGAAUGAGCAUUUUCAUUACAAUACGAAAUUAAAUUUUCA
Molecule: messenger RNA, 2108 nt
Organism: Glycine soja
Lineage: Eukaryota; Viridiplantae; Streptophyta; Magnoliopsida; Fabales; Fabaceae
Product: ankyrin repeat-containing protein At2g01680-like
Exons: 3
Coding region: 265-1851 (528 amino acids)
Cellular component (GO): plasma membrane
Molecular function (GO): protein phosphatase regulator activity; protein phosphatase 1 binding
Source: RefSeq, a predicted model, not a curated record